Molecule: messenger RNA, 3351 nt
Organism: Mustela lutreola (European mink)
Lineage: Eukaryota; Metazoa; Chordata; Mammalia; Carnivora; Mustelidae
Exons: 2
Coding region: 510-1124 (204 amino acids)
Source: RefSeq, a predicted model, not a curated record
CUCGACAAGUAUGGAACGGAGCCAGAAGCCCGUGGCACCUUCCCAAUUCCAAUGUCAACUGUUCACUGCAAGUAUAGGUUCAGUCAGACACGAAAACCUUCACGUGUGCCUCCCGCCCAACUCGAGAAUGCUCACUUGGGCGUGGCCAUCCAAAGCCGGCACUGCGGCAGACGUGAGAUAAGGUCAUACAGUUGGAAGAGCACUGCCGGAUGAGACGGGGAUUAUUUCUCUCCCUGUGACCUGGCUGGGCACGGGAGGCCCACUUCGAUUUGAGAGGAUGCCAGCGCACGGAUGGACGGGCGCGUCGGAGUUUAAGGCUGGAUGAAGUCUGCGGAAUGUUCUCCCAAGAGGGUUUUCUGCCCAGAGACAAACGAUGCUGCGAGCCUCGGACACUGGAGUCCUGCGUGGCGUCCUCAGCCCAGUUUUCUGACUGAAGGACGUUGGUUAAGUCCGUCCGCAGAGGUGACAAGGCAGAGUUUUCUCCCACAACCAAAUACCAGUCAAGACGCAUGGAGACAAGUUCUUCGACAUCCCGUGGCCAGCACCAGCCGAGGAGGGAGCUGGGUCCCAGCCCGCCCGGGUGUCGUUGGCGGCAUCUCUGGGGCACAGCGCGUCCUCUCAGCGGUUCCAGGUCCGCCCCGCGGGAGCCCGGCCCGGACGCCCCUCACCGGACCGGCGGCUUUUACUGGAGGUUCUCGGCCGGGAGGAGGCCUCGGCAGGAGCCCGGCCGCAGGGCCAGCCUCGCACUACAGUAUCUACCCUGGCUCCGGGGAGCUCAACAGUCAUGGGCUUUGGGGAUCAAGACCCGCGGUCGCGCUUUUGCUGUCUUGAAAGAAGUGCCCGCCUGCUCUCAAGGCCUGCAGCCGGCCCCUGGCUUGCGGGACGGCGGCUCUGGAGGGCCGGGAGCCGGACGGGCAGGGCGCAGAGCGGGCGCCGAGCUGGGAGCGGGCCCCCGGUGUUUGUGCGGCUCCCGCAGGCCUCGGGGACCUGUGGCUGGGGAAGACCCAGUCCUGCGCGCCCAGCUCUGCGACCUUGGGCUUCCGUGGUUCACUCGCCGCCUCCAGAAUGGGAAUCUCAGGGUGACGGUACUAUUUCCUGAGGCUUUUGAGAACCACACGGGUUAAUUUUAUCAUGAAGGCAAUUUUAAUUCGAAGACUUUGUAGCCAGAGAGGUUUUGUUUGUUUGUUUGUUUUGGUCGGCUGACCCUGAAAAUACUUCCUUCACCGCACCCUGUUCCCAAGGUCAGAGCGGUUUGGAGACCCUCAGCUGUGCUGUCCCAGCAGAGAGGGACAACCAGCUUCCCACCUGUGGCCCGGAACUGGCCGGCGGGUCGUAUGGGAGAGUCUUGCACAAGUCCACACAAGCAGCAGGCGUGGUCGGGUGCGGCUCCUGGACAGUCCUUCAACGUCUGCUGGAGCAGCUGCCCCCGGAGAGACCAAAACCGCUCCUUCCCCAGCCUGUCCUGCACAGCGGGGUCAGAGGGAGACGUGGGCCCCGAGAGCCUGUGCGGUCCAGAGGCCGGAGGCUGCGCACUGACGCCAGGAAGCAGAGGAGCAGGUUGGAUCCCCACACCGUGGAGUGGUGGUGUGGACCGAAAACACGCUUCCAAGACCAUGUUUUGUGUAUGAGCAGCCGACGGAAAGAGACAUCCCUUUUCACAUCGUUCACCUCGUCUGGAGGCAGACAUUCAUUUAGGAAAAGAAUCUGCCGAACUAAUCACCUUAUACACUGAAUUUGAAACAUGAACCAUCUCGCCUCUAUAUAUUUCGUUUAUUUUCUAGCUCUCUCACUUUAUAGUGAAAAUGAUACAUUAAUAUUUAGGAUACCUUGAAGAUCAUUAGUCCAUACUCACUUUAAAUUUUGUAAAGGAUUUAUUUAUUUAUUUUAGAGUGAGAGUUUACGGGUCAAGGGAAGGGCAGAGGAAGAGAGAGAACCCCAAGCAGAUGCCCCACUGAGUGUGGAGCCUGACACGGGGCUCAAUCCCACAACCCUGAGAUCGUGACCCAGGCAGAAACCAAGAGUCAGACCCUUUAUCAACUGAGCGACCCAGUCGCCCCUUAAUUUUAAAAUCUUUAAAUAGUUGCCCAUUAAUUAUGAUUAUUUAUAAGAUUAAUAUAGAAAGAGGAAAAAGAAAGCAGUUUGGUAAAACUAAAGAUUUAGUUGAAGUAUCAAAGCGUGUAUUUUUUUGUUGUUGUUCUGUUUUAUUUUCAUUUAAAUUCAAUUAGCCAACAUAUAGCACAUGGUAAUUUUCAGAGUAGAGUUUAGUAAUUCAUCAGUUGCAUAUGACACCCCGUGCUUAUCACAUCACGUGCCCUCCUUGUUAUGCCUGUCACCUAGUUAGUAUUUUAAUUAGCGACUCAAAGUUAAUAAGCUAAUAAAAUUCUUAAAAGUGCCACCAUCAUUCUAGACAUGCUCACACAUCUGAAUUGUCGUCUUCAUGGUUCUUCCCUUUAUUCUUUGACCUUUUCAUAUGUUUCCAUCUAAUUUUCUGUUCAUCUUCUCUCCUUCCAACCCUUUAAGAGUGAGGGUUCCCUCCUCCUCCCACGGACUUACUCCCAUGGUCUCUUUGGGAAAUCAUAUCUACCAGGAAAUUUUUAACUCCUGUUAACACUCCUACUUAUCCAAAUCCGACCUUGAUCUCUCCUACACUUACAACCCCUUGAUCUCUCCUACACUCCUACACAGACGUCCCUCUGGACGUUUCGGGACGGCUCUGACUCAUCCCGGCUACCAGCACUGGGUCGUGUUUUAGUCUGGUUUUCUCACCCUUGCCUGGUUCCCAGAUCAUGGGGCCGCUCUUUGGAUUCUGAGUGCAGACUAGCUCUCCUCCAUCUCCUCCCUGGUAUUUGCUGGCCCAUGUAUCGUGGUUUGCCUCCCUUUUCAUAAUUCUGAAUGUGCUCUUAUCUCCCACCCAUGCAUCUUUUCAGUUGGAACGACAUGGGAUUAACACACAGUUCUCUUCUUGACUCUAAGAUCUAUUCAUUUUCUCAAGGACCUGGAUCCCCAAAUUGGUCUUUUCUGAGGCCUUUUUUCAAGGAUACUCAUUACAAGAUAAAAAAUCACAAACAUACUCUUCAGGUGUCCUCACUUGCCUUUGUCCGCGUGGCCUCAGGCCUCAUCUGUUCUCUGGAUCUUCCACGCAGAGUCAAGCCUAGACAUUAAACCUACCCUGUUUGAUUACAUAAAUAUGCGUCUUGGAUUCAUUGGAGAAUAAAACUUCUCAAUACAGGUUGAUGUUUACAGUGCACUGUGUUAAUUGUAUGUGUCAUUUUCCUCUCUUGUCGUGUCUCUCUAGUCUCCAUCCCCAGCAUAACCCUCACUUUUAUUUCCCACAGAAGGAAUAUCUAAGGC